This is a messenger RNA of Phaedon cochleariae (mustard beetle), 2501 nucleotides long. Lineage: Eukaryota; Metazoa; Arthropoda; Insecta; Coleoptera; Chrysomelidae. The record is from the annotation of a GenBank genome assembly.
AUAUGACUGACAUACCAUCAGUUUUUUUCAAAGAGCGGGCAUUAUUUAUUAUUUCAUUAUUAGACAAAAUAAUACUUUUUCUUGGUAUGCAACUGUGUAUACAGGUGGAUAAAAAUAUCAACCAAACUGAAUAAUAGCUUCAUAUUAUUAUUCAUUAUGACCAGUAUGACCUAACCAUCUGACUACACGAUGUUCAAAGAAUAGUAGGUAUGAAAGCAUCGCAGUCGCAGUUGCAAGUUGAAUGAUGGUAAUGGUUACAAACAGGGUACAGACUGUAGGAUAUAGGUAGACUGUGAGUACUGUGACACUGUGUGCCCUGUAGCCCUGUGGUGUGAUAUGUGGUAGGGUCUAAGGCACAGGAGUAGUGUGGGAGUAGUAGAACAGUAGGAGUUGUGGGAUGAUAAGUCAAUAACUUUAACAGGAAUCUUAAAAAUGAUGGCUAGCAGAUUAGGAAUGCCUGCUGCAAGCAUCCCAGAUAAUCCUUUGAGUCUUUCUUGGCAUGAUUCAGCCUGGAUUCCUAUCCUUAAUACAGCUAAUGUGAUGGAUUAUUUUUCUCAGGGGUCAAACCCAUUUUUUGAUAGAACUUGUAAUAAUGAAAUUGUUAAAAUGCAGAGGCUGAACCCAGAACAAUUACAAAACAUGACUGGUUUGGAAUAUGUACUACUUCAUGUCCAGGAGCCUAUUUUGUAUGUUAUUCGGAAGCAGCACAGGCACAGUCCACAACAAGUGACUCCACUUGCAGACUAUUAUAUAAUUGCUGGUGUUGUGUAUCAAGCUCCUGAUCUUGCCAGUGUACUGAAUUCAAGACUGCUCUCUGCAGUGCAUCAUAUCCAGUCAUCUUUUGAAGAAUCUUCUAGUUUUGCCAAAUACCACCCAAGUAAAGGCUACUCAUGGGAUUUCAAGUCACAAAGAGUCAACAUUGAAAAGACAAAAAAAGAGGAAAAACCUAGGGAAGAACCAAGUUCACUAUUUCAACGUCAAAGGGUUGACAUGCUUCUAGGUGAACUGAUCAGGAAAUUUCCCCUGCCCUGUCCUCCCCAACCUAAAUUAGUACCCUCAGCACCUGUUAAGCAAGAUUCUGAAAAUGGGGCAACAGAAAACAAAGAUAUAAAGACUGAGAUCAAGCAAGAGAAGAUUAAGCCACCACCUGAGAAAAAACCAAGGAUUCAUUGAAAUUUUAGGCAAAUUGAAAACAAAUCACAUUUUCAGCUUGAUAUCACAAAAUAUGUAUUUUGUGUAUUAUGUUUUUGAUUCUGCCUAUAAAUAAUUGGUACAUAAAUGACAAGAUAAAUGACUUAUUGUGAGAUAAAUGAUUUAUUGUACCAGACCCUGGACCAGACCAUCACCAAAUCUAGCUUAUAAUAAGCAAUAGAAGUUCCUCUAGAUUUACAAUUUUUUCUGGAAGCAAAAAAGGAUAGGAGUUUAAAUAAAAUAAAUAUGUAUAGGUCAAUCAAAAUAUUUUUAUUUCAUGUAUACAAAAAGAAAUUUUGAAUAUGUUCCCAUGGUAGGAACAUUAUUCCAGAACAAGAUAAAAAACAAUUCAAACAUCAGCCUGUAACUGAUGACCCAGUAAUUGAAUUUUCUCUCCUGGUUUGAAUGCAGGCAUUCCCAAAUAUGGGCAAGAACUACAACGAAAAGCAUCUCCCAAAUAACAACUUCCACAAGAAGAUUUAGGGGCAUCAGUAGUAUCAAUAAUUUUGCCUAUUUGUGCUUCAGUAGACAGUUCUUCAGCUAGACCACAAGAGCAGUCUUUACAAGCCUUGCGUUUUCCAGUGGUUCCACAUACACGAAGGGACAUUGGAUCUGGCUUGACUAAAUCAUCCUCAUCAAGUAAUUCAUCAGGAUCAAUUGUUUCUGAUUCUUCAUCUAAUGCUGUAUCCAGUUUCCAUACUGAAGUGGGGAUUUUUGGAAGUUUGAGCUGUGUUGAUGAACCCAGCUCAAAUUUAGGUUUGUUAGCAGUUAUAAGGCCAUUGGAAAUUUUUACAUUCAUGAAACCAGCCAUGAUAAGACUGAACUUCACUUUUUCUUUCUCCAAUAUGUUCAAAAUUAGCAGUUUGCCACCAGGAUUUAGCACUUUCAGUAAAUGUGUCAGAAAUUCAGUAGUGUACUUUUCAUCUGGUAUUUCACAACAUAGUACAACACUUGCAGAGUCAUGUGUGGCUGACUCAAGUUCUUCUGAAUAUAUUGACUUAUGAACACUGAAUUUUUUCAAAUUUCCACUAAAAUCCGUAUCCUUGGCGAAAUGAACCAAGACAACAUUUUCGGAUGCGCUCAAAUCACUUAUAACUGCAUCCAUUGUGUAGAAAUUUGUAAUAGAAAAUUUAUCUUCUCCUGUUGUACUUCUAUGAUCACCACCUGUAACCCAAUGAACUAUGAACGAUCAGCGAACAGGCCAAUAAACACUUCAAUUUAUUUAUUUUAGUAAUAUCAACUUAUCUAGAAAAUAUUCAACAAAAGGACAAUGGACGUGAUCAAUGACGUGAUGACUAUAUGACUAUAUG